This is a messenger RNA of Cucurbita pepo subsp. pepo (vegetable marrow), 1333 nucleotides long. RefSeq names its product bifunctional nuclease 2. The record is from RefSeq and is a predicted model, not a curated record. Gene Ontology annotation, molecular function: nuclease activity. Gene Ontology annotation, cellular component: VCB complex; nucleus. Gene Ontology annotation, biological process: protein ubiquitination. Lineage: Eukaryota; Viridiplantae; Streptophyta; Magnoliopsida; Cucurbitales; Cucurbitaceae.
CUUUCUCAAUUGAUUCAGGGGAUUCAAACAUUCUCUUUCUUCUCUCUCUCUCUCUACACUUCACGUUUCCCUUUCAAUCUUCUUCAUCUUCGUCUUUAAUCUCCACUUUUCUCUGUAAUUCCGCCAUUAAAAUUUGCAGCUUCUUUUCGCUCUCGCCGCUCCAACUCGAUACUCAUUUCUUGCCACUCUUCUCCCGACAGAUUCGCCCACACUGAUGAUGACUCCCAUCGGGAUUAUUUUGAAGCUUCGUUUCUCGUCACAGAGACUAUCAAUCACUAUCGAAUGUGGAAGAAGAGGUUUCAAGAGGAUGCGAGUUUCAAUCAGAGAGAAUCGCGUGUCAAUUCCCAUUCACUUGGAUUGGGGUUUUUUAGACGUUUUCGAAGCCCUACUGUGUUUCUCAAGAUUUCUUGCAAUGGUGACUUUCUACUGCCAAUUGUCGUGGGGGAAUAUGCUAUUGAGAAACUUAUAGAUUGUCAGCUUGGGAUUGAAAAUGGGGAUGCUCCUGAUCUCUUCCAGUUUAUACAAGACCUCAUUGUGAAAGUUGGCUAUCAAGUCACCACAGCGAGAAUUACUGAACGAGUGAUGAACACUUACUUCGCCCGGCUCUUCUUGAAAAAGGAUGGGGAAAAUGAAACGUUAAGUGUGGAUGCACGUCCCUCAGACGCCCUAAACGUUGCAUAUCGAUGUAAGAUACCUGUACUUGUUAGUAAGCAGAUUGUCUAUGAGGAUGCCAUUAGAGUUAAUUAUGGGUUUGGAAGAGUGCGUGAGAGGAAAUCAUGUUACGACGUUCUACUCGACAGUGCUGCUGAUGGUCCGGAUUUCUUGUCCGAGGAACUCGAUAUGCUGAAGAAUAUGAAAAUGGCUAUUUACGAAGAACGGUACAAAGAUGCAGCCUUGUGGAGGGAUAAAUUAACAAAGCUUCGCAAGUCCGAACACGAGGAGUAACUCUGUGUAAUCGACUGCUCUAGGAGGUAUUGUCGUGUACACGACAACAUGUGUCUUCGUUUUUCUGAUACUGCACCCUAAACAGGGCGACACGUUUCGGUCUCUUGGAACAUACAAUUCAGCAUUGGAUGAAUUGGCAACGCUGAGCAAAGCGAUGCGCAUCCGUGCAGAAAAAUUUCGAUAGUUAUGGUCGUCGGGCUGUACAGUUACAGUUGAGAGAGUAUGUAAAUAUUACAUUUGGGUAGCUAAUGUGUUGUAUCUCUUGAUAUGAAUGAGGUGGAAAUGGCUGAUAUUCUUUUUACAUAGCGAGCUGUAAGUUUGUAAGGUUGCAGAGAAUGCUAAUGUGAAAAGGAUCCUUUUGUAUGUCCUAACAAAGUCUCAUUCCUUU